Thecamonas trahens ATCC 50062 is the source of this 228-nucleotide messenger RNA. RefSeq lists its product as uncharacterized. Bases 1 to 228 code for a protein of 75 amino acids. Gene Ontology annotation, cellular component: plasma membrane; Golgi apparatus; endoplasmic reticulum. The transcript is spliced from 2 exons. Lineage: Eukaryota; Apusomonadida; Apusomonadidae. The record is from RefSeq and is a predicted model, not a curated record.
AUGUCGGCAUUCAAGCAGCAGACGCUCAAGGCGUGGCAGCCCAUCCUCACGCCCAAGACCGUCAUUCCGUCGUUUUUCAUCAUCGGCAUCAUCUUUGUCCCGCUCGGCGUCCUUCUGCUCGUGGCGUCCAACUCGGUCAUCGAAGUCAAGGCCGACUACACGGAUGGGUGCAUUCCCCGUCCAACGCCGAUGGCACGCUCGGCGUGUCAAACUGCACCGUCUCGAUGA